UCGCAUCUCCGCCACCUUUCCUUUCCGUUUUCACUUCGUCACUCUUUCCCUCUUCCUUCCUUCCUUUUUAUAUCUCCAACCCCAUCAUCUCCGAUGCCAAUCAUCUUCUUAUCUGCUUCUCCUUCGUUUCUUGAUUUUGCUCCCAAAAGCUUCAGAUCUUUCCCUCACCUGCUUUCAGCUCAUUCAAUCGCAUAUAUCUAACUAUUUAACCUGUUUCUUUUGUGGCUAGAACAGUUCCGCACCUCGCCUGCGGGAUUUCUUAGUUUUUUCUUUCAAUGGUCUGGUUGGAUUGUUGGGUGAGGAAAUGUUUGAUCUGUAUGCGCUAACCCACUUUCGUUCCCAAAUCUGUUUGCGCAAACGCAAAAAGUAGCCCACAGCAUCCCCUCACGCGUAUAUAUAUCUGUACAGAUGGUUUUAUACUAGGAGCUAACAUUUGUGCUGUUGAAAGAAGAAAAGCCGUGUCUUUUUUUUGUUCCUUUUUUGAUAAAUUCUCUUUUUGGAAGAUUUGAGCUAGACCCACCAUUUGACCACUCCAAAAAUCAGGAAGAGGGGUUUUAUUUUUUGUUUUGGUUUUGAAUUUUUAGUGGGUUCUAGACAUUUCUUUUCUUUUCUUUUUUCGUAAAUAUUGGGGCAAUUCGUGUAGAUAUUUGUUAAUAUUAGAAUUGAGAUUGUUAGAUUUGGAACACAUUUAGGUAGAUACGUGGACUGAUUUCGCUGAACUGAAGAAAGUGGCGAAAAUGAGCUUGGGAGCCGCCGAGGAAGAUUCAGCAUCAGAAAUCCAUCUUCCUGCCGAUAUAGAUUGGGAGAUGCUUGAUAAAUCUAAGUUCUUCUUCCUCGGCGCGGCGUUGUUUUCCGGUGUUUCAGCCACGCUUUACCCUGUCGUGGUGUUAAAAACCAGGCAGCAAGUGAUGUUGAAUGGAACCCCUUGUCUUAAAAUGGCAGCAUCCAUACUAAGAAACGAGGGAUUGAGAGGGUUUUAUAGCGGAUUCGGGACUUCCCUUAUGGGGACCAUCCCUGCGCGUGCCCUUUACAUGGGAGCCCUUGAGAUGACUAAGAGCAAUGUGGGUUCUGCCACUGUUCAAUUGGGAUUGUCUGAGGCUUAUGCUUCCGCUGUUGCUAAUGCUGCAGCUGGCCUAAGUGCAGCCAUGGCUGCACAGUUGGUUUGGACGCCGGUUGAUGUUGUGAGUCAGAGACUAAUGGUUCAAGGAAGCUGUUGUUCUAAUGGUCGUUCGGGCAAUGCUGUUGCUCUGAAGAGUUACAGUGGUGGGAUCGAUGCAUUUAGGAAGAUAGUGUACUCGGAUGGAAUUAGAGGAUUGUAUAGGGGAUUUGGGAUUUCGAUACUGACUUACGCCCCUUCCAAUGCUGUAUGGUGGGGUUCUUACUCUGUUGUGCACCGGACGAUCUGGGGCUGCGUUGGUGGUUAUGGUUGCAAGAAAGAUGAGAAUGGGUAUAGGCCGGACGGAAAGGCGGUGGUGGCCAUUCAGGGGAUAAGUGCUGCUAUGGCUAGUGGGGUUUCUGCAUUGGUUACAAUGCCACUUGAUACGAUCAAGACUAGAAUGCAAGUUUUGGAUGGUGAAGGAAGUGGGCGUAGCCCGCCUACGAUUCUACAAACUGUGAGGAACUUGGUGAAAGAAGGUGGAUUUAGUGCUUGCUACAGAGGGUUGGGUCCAAGAUGGGCUUCAAUGUCUAUGUCUGCGACGACCAUGAUCACCACUUACGAGUUUCUCAAGCGGCUAUCGACUAAAAAUCAAGACAGCUUUGCUUGAUGAGUUGUGCUGCAUGAUCAUCAUUGAGCAGACUUGUUUAGGGGGUUCUUUUAUGCCGUUUCUGGACCCCUACGUUUAGUUAGGCAAAAGUAAUACUUCCCUUGGGCCAUUUUGGUCUGCAAAAUGGAAUCUCAAUGUAAAUGUGUAAAAAUGUAACAACCCUUUUCAAGGUUUUAGCAAUGAAGAUGUUUAAUGUUCCCUUCAA
This is a messenger RNA of Coffea eugenioides, 1971 nucleotides long. RefSeq names its product solute carrier family 25 member 44-like. The record is from RefSeq and is a predicted model, not a curated record. Gene Ontology annotation, biological process: transmembrane transport. Lineage: Eukaryota; Viridiplantae; Streptophyta; Magnoliopsida; Gentianales; Rubiaceae. The transcript has a single exon. The coding region runs from base 738 to 1766 and encodes 342 amino acids.